AUGACCUCUGCGCCCAUCAAAUACACUGAAACCCCCCUGCAGUUUCGGGAUUGCCUGAGCCCCCACACAAGCAACUAUGUCAGCCAGACUGAGAACAGCUCCCAACAGCUACCCAUCGGUGGUAUAUUGUUGCCAGAGCUCCGGGGCAGUACGAAGAAGCAGAAUGGCAUCACUGUGGAUAGCGAUGCACAGCACCAGAAGCACCGCCAGCAAGGUUUCCCCUGUGGAACAGAGAAGGGGACUGAGCUCCCUGAGGCAGGAGUGGUCCCAAGAGUGCAGGUGGGGGACUCCACAAAUAACUGUGCUGCAGAGAUGAGUUCCAGGACCCCUGAUGGCAGCAGGAUGGACAGAAGGUUGCCCCAUGUGAAAAUCAUAGGGCUACUCUGGCAGCCACCUGGCCACAACCCCACUGUGGACCUCUCUCUGCUCCGCUGUGCUGUGGAGGAGUGGAUCAUCACACUGAAGAUCGAGACUUCUUGGCUGAACAUUACCACUGAGGGGCUGAAGAAAGCGUUUUCUGAUCCUGAUCAUAAUGUUCGGCUGGAGGCCAUAGCAACCUGUGCCUUGAGGGCUGUAUAUGGGGCAAGAGUGGAUCAGGACUCUCCCAGCACUGUCGACCAUGUUCUGCAGCCCCUCCUGCUGUCUGCUCUGGAUGAUGACCAUGUGUGGGUUCAAAUGGCAGCUGCAGUGUGCCAGUAUGCCAUGGGCAUGCCAAGCCUGCAGGCCAGAGAAAUCCUUCAGAGUACACUCCAGAGAGGUGCAGAUGCAGAUGUUUGGCUGGCGGCGCAGUGUCUGGCGGCAGGGGGAGGGACCAGUCUGCCUGUCAUACAGGUCCUCCUUUCCCGGCUCUUUGGCAGUGAGGUGCAGAGGGAACAGGAGCAGGCCACCGCACUUCUGGCCAACAUAAGCAGCAAGACUACUCUAGUGCGUACCCUGCUGGCCAAGGAGCUGAACUGCGCUAACUGGAGAAACCGAGUCCUGGCUUGCAAAACAAUUGCUCAGCUCAAGGGCCCCAUCAACAAAGACCUGGUGAACAAGCUGACGCAGCUCAUGUGGAAGGACUGCCACAGUGAGGCCCGGCAGGCCGCCGCCCAGGCUCUGGGGGCACUAGGACGAGGCAGGGAGCUGCACAAUGAGCUGAGGGUGCAGCUGGAGGAGGGGCCGUCCUUACUGCGGGUGGAAGCUCUGGUCCUCCUGGCACAGCUGAAGAUCAUGACGCCCAGGCUGCUGCCCAGCUUCCUGGGCUGCCUCCGGGAUGACUUUGCGGCCGUGCGGAAACAAGCCUGUUUGACCGCCGCUGCACUGUGCACGAAAGACCAGGCGAUUGUGAAUCAGCUUAUUGAGUUAAGUCAAGAUGAUCCAGUCUGGGGGGUUAAAGUUGCAGCUAUUGAUGCUCUGGGAGCGAUCGGCUGCCUGACUCCUCCCCUCCAGAAGAUCCUGCUGCUGGCCAUACAGUGUGAGGAGGAGCCUGAGGUCCGCAUUGCUGCCUGUGAGGCCAUCAGAAUCCUGCGAGUUGACGUGCCAGAGCUGCAGCCCCUUUUACAGCAGCGCCUCCUGCUGGAGAAUCACCCGCAGGUCCACAGACACAUUGAGAGUCUCAUGAAAAGCUACGGUUUCCCAAUCGAAGGAGACGAGAACUUGGUCCUGAAAAUCAAAGACCAGGUUCAGAAGCUAUGCUCAAAGCGCAUCAUCACAGGGAAGGUGCUGCUGCUGGAGGAACUGCAUGACUCACAGCAGCAACAGAAGCGUUUCCUAGGCCACAGUGCCCAGCCCGACUCCCCACCCCAAUCCAUGACUCAGCUGCUGCAGGCUCGCUGCAGGGAGCUGAACCACACCUCCUCUGCGGCCACCAUCUCCAGGGCCACAGAUAACAAUGCUGGGAUUCAGCCACCAUGCAUGAACCAAGAGCUGUCAGUGGAAGAUCCUCAGCCCACCCCAGUGACAUGAUAUUGGAGAAGUCACAUGACAGCGGAGAGGCUCCCACAUGUAUU
Molecule: messenger RNA, 1991 nt
Organism: Anguilla anguilla (European eel)
Lineage: Eukaryota; Metazoa; Chordata; Actinopteri; Anguilliformes; Anguillidae
Gene: heatr4
Product: HEAT repeat containing 4
Exons: 15
Coding region: 1-1947 (648 amino acids)
Molecular function (GO): oxidoreductase activity
Source: RefSeq, a predicted model, not a curated record